AAAACCUUCCCUUUUCUUCGCCUCCCCUCGGACAAGAAAACAAAAGUCAAAUAUCGAGCAUCUAAAAUCUUCUCCGUCUGAUCCUCGUCGUAUGCAUUCCAGCAUCCCUUCGGCGUCUCAAAACUGAUCGACCGCCAUGUCAUCUGAAGACCCGUCUAUCGUAUCUCGUCUCUGACCGCCAAGAUGGCGGGCGUCGCAGGCGUUGCUGGGCUCUCAUGGAGUUCGAACCUUUCUCUCCUCCCGCUGUCGAAGCCCUCGCGCUCGGCGCGCCGCGUCCCGUCCGUGGUCGUGAGGAAUGCCAUCUCCGUAGAGACGAAGAGCUAUACGCUCCAGAAAUCCGAGGAAAUCUUCAACGCCGCCAAGGAAUUGAUGCCUGGAGGUGUAAAUUCACCGGUACGUGCCUUCAAAUCAGUUGGUGGAGUGCCCAUAGUUUUUGAUUCUGUCAAGGGCUGUCGCAUGUGGGAUGUUGAUGGUAAUGAAUACAUUGAUUACGUUGGCUCAUGGGGCCCUGCUAUUAUUGGUCAUGCAGAUGACAAGGUGAAUGCUGCCCUUAUUGAAACACUGAAGAAAGGCACAAGCUUUGGUGCUCCCUGUGUGUUAGAAAAUGAGCUGGCAAAUAUGGUGAUCUCAGCUGUGCCAAGCAUUGAGAUGGUCCGCUUUGUUAACUCUGGCACUGAAGCUUGCAUGGGUGCACUCCGCCUUGCCCGUGCAUUCACUGGCCGGCAAAAAAUCAUCAAAUUUGAAGGCUGCUACCAUGGCCAUGCUGACUCUUUCCUUGUAAAGGCAGGCAGUGGGGUUGCUACACUUGGCCUCCCUGACUCACCUGGUGUCCCGAAAGGUGCCACCUAUGAGACUCUAACCUCCCCGUAUAAUGACAUUGAAACCAUAAAGAACCUCUUCAACACCCACAAAGGUGAGAUUGCUGCUGUCAUCCUUGAACCAGUUGUUGGAAAUGCUGGCUUUAUUGCUCCAAAACUUGAAUUCCUAAAUGCCCUCCGUGAGAUCACAAAAAAAGAAGGUGCUCUCCUUAUCUUUGACGAGGUGAUGACUGGGUUCCGUCUGGCUUAUGGUGGGGCUCAAGAGUAUUUUGGCAUAACUCCUGAUUUGACUACGCUGGGGAAAAUAAUUGGUGGCGGCCUUCCUGUCGGUGCUUAUGGUGGCAGAAGGGAUAUCAUGGAGAUGGUGGCUCCGGCUGGGCCAAUGUACCAAGCCGGGACCUUGAGUGGAAAUCCUUUGGCAAUGACUGCAGGAAUUCACACUCUCAGGCGGUUGAUGGAGCCCAGAUGUUACGAGUACCUGGAUAAGGUAACCGGUGACCUUGUUCAUGGGAUUUUGGAUGCUGGGAAGAGGGCUGGACAUGAGAUGUCAGGUGGAUAUAUCCGUGGAAUGUUUGGGUUCUUCUUCACAGCAAGACCAGUCCACAAUUUCGAGGAUGCAAAAAAGAGUGAUACUGCAAAAUUUGCGAGGUUUUAUAGAGGGAUGUUGGAGGAAGGUGUAUAUUUUGCACCCUCAGCGUUUGAGGCAGGGUUUACAAGUUUAGCACACAGUUCUAAAGACAUUGAGCAAACAGUCGAGGCAGCUGAGAAGGUACUCCAACAGAUUUAAAUAAUUGAAACUUGCUGCCAAGAUUUUAUGUUUGUUUCCUUCUAUUGCUUUUAUUUUCUUUUCAUCAUUUUGCUUUCUGCAGCUGAUUUUGUGUGUAAGAGUUCCAUUACGAAAUGUACUUCUUGUUUGGAGAGAACCAUUAUCUGUUAAAUUAUGGUUCUGAGCACCAUUGUAUCUGUUGCGAACUUUGUUUUGUCUCCUUGAAAUUUGACGGUGCUUGAAAUUUGAUGAUACGAAAUAUAAACUCCUCUUGGGCUUCA
Molecule: messenger RNA, 1865 nt
Organism: Elaeis guineensis (African oil palm)
Lineage: Eukaryota; Viridiplantae; Streptophyta; Magnoliopsida; Arecales; Arecaceae
Product: glutamate-1-semialdehyde 2,1-aminomutase, chloroplastic
Biological process (GO): tetrapyrrole biosynthetic process
Cellular component (GO): chloroplast
Molecular function (GO): pyridoxal phosphate binding; transaminase activity; glutamate-1-semialdehyde 2,1-aminomutase activity
Source: RefSeq, a predicted model, not a curated record